Penicillium vulpinum is the source of this 1626-nucleotide messenger RNA. RefSeq lists its product as uncharacterized. The coding region runs from base 1 to 1626 and encodes 541 amino acids. Lineage: Eukaryota; Fungi; Ascomycota; Eurotiomycetes; Eurotiales; Aspergillaceae. The record is from RefSeq and is a predicted model, not a curated record. Gene Ontology annotation, molecular function: basic amino acid transmembrane transporter activity. The transcript is spliced from 7 exons. Gene Ontology annotation, biological process: transmembrane transport; basic amino acid transport. Gene Ontology annotation, cellular component: fungal-type vacuole membrane.
AUGACUGAUACAGAAAGCGACACGGUUGAGGUGCCUCCGGGUAUCACCGGGACCGAGGGCAUCGAUGAGCGUAGCCAUGUCCAAGACGAAGAAAGUCCAUUACUCCCGCGAUCUGAUACCGAUGCGAAGGUGAAGGCCUUGACAGGUGUUGGGACAAUUAUUGCAGUGCUUCUGCUCGGCGAAUUCAUUUCCAAUGCCGAUACCACACUGGUCAUGGCGGCUGCAGGCCGCAUAUCUUCCGAAUUCAAUCAUCUGCGCGACGCUAGUUGGCUCGCAACUGGGUAUACAUUAGGUGCCUGUGCUGCACAGCCAAUGUAUGGGAAACUGAGUGAUAUUUACGGUCGCAAGCCAAUUUUGCUACUGUCAUACGUCUUAUUUGCACUGGGCUGUAUAAUGAGUGGCAUCGGAUCCCAGAUGUGGGUGGUUAUUUUUGGUCGCGCGAUCAGCGGAGUGGGUGGUGCUGGAAUCAUGACCAUCGGCUCCAUUAUAAUUACAGAUAUCGUGCCUAAGCGCGAGGUCGCUACUUGGAGAGCAUAUGUGAAUAUCGCCAUGACACUUGGACGUAGUCUCGGAGGUCCGUUGGGUGGCUGGCUGAGCGAUACUAUCGGAUGGAGAUGGCUAUUCAUCCUACAAGCCCCGUUCUUCGCUCUAGCUGCAGUCCUCGUGAUUGUGAAACUGAACGUCGGAGAGAAAGCAGACUCUACCUCCAAGGGAAGCAAACUCGCCCAGGUUGAUUUCCUUGGAACUGCACUACUAGCCUCAUCCAUUGUCUCGAUUGUCACACUCCUUGAUCAAGGCGGAAAGUCCUUCCCAUGGAGUUCAUGGUGGACAGUCCUCCUAGCAAGCAGCGGAGUAUCACUGCUAAUCGCCUUCGUUCUCGUGGAAGCUUACGUCGCCCGCGAACCGAUCUUCAGCCUCCGCAUCCUCCGGCGCACAAACGUAUCAAUGGCAUACAUAAUUGGCGGACUACAAAUCGCCGCGCAGCUGGGAAUGAUGUUCUCCGUCCCACUGUAUUUCCAAGUAACCCAGCGCGCAUCAACGACAGUAGCGGGCGUGCAUCUCAUCCCAGCAGUGAUCGGAAAUACUGUUGGUGGGUUAGUAGCAGGAAUAUUCAUCCGACGCACAGGACAAUUCAAGAUUCUCCUCGUCGUUGCCGGUCUGGUUGCCGGAAUUUCAUACCUGCUCCUCUUCCUCCGCUGGGACGGACACAGCGGGUUCUGGGAGUCACUAUUUAUUCUCCCUGGUGGAUUUGGUACGGGAAUUGCGUCAGCGUCAUCAUUUAUUGCCAUGUCUUCUAUGCUACCAGCUGAGGAGAUCGCCAUGGCGACGGCGGGAUAUAUGCUGAUUAUUGGAUUCGCCAUAAUGGCUGGUGUGACUACGUCCAAUUCCGUUCUGGGGAUGGAAUUCCAGCGGCAGCUUAAGCUCAAUCUCCGCGGGCCUGGCUCUGAGGAGAUUAUUCAACGGGCGAUGGCUGAUACGAAUUAUAUCACGCACCUGACUGGCCAACUGCGGGAGAUUGUGGUGAAUUGUUAUGUUUCUGGUCUUAAGCAUACAUAUCUUGUUUCCCUUGCUUGUUCGCUUUUGGCCUCAUUCACCGGGUUGUUUAUUGCGCGCCAUCAAAUCUAG